Messenger RNA from Amoebophrya sp. A120, 343 nucleotides. NCBI's taxonomy places the organism in Eukaryota, Dinophyceae, Syndiniales, Amoebophryaceae. The record is from the annotation of a GenBank genome assembly.
CUCUCCGCCCCUUCUCGGGCGGCCGGCGUCGCGCGCCCUCCCCCCUGCCCCCCUCCUGGCUGUCUGAUUCAUUAGUUACGCGCAUUCUGGGUCGUGGCACUCUGGCCCUGGCCCCGCUCGAUCGUUUGUUGAGACUCGGCCUCGCGCGGAUCGGGCCGUCCGAUCGUCCGUCCCGGUGGUUGCCUUCGUGUGCCGCGCCAGCUGCGGGCCUCAGUGAGUUCGUUGCAUGCCCCGCCCGGCGGCGUGGACUUCGUUUUUGUCUGUGGUCGGUCCCGGCGUUGACUUGGCAUCCGGGCCGUGGUGUUUUCUAUUAAUUUUGUGACAUUGCCUUCGAACCGAUGAU